GGCGGCGAGUUCACAUAAACUUAUCAUAAAUUAAAUUUACCUGAAAUACUACAAUUCUAAAAAUUUAAAGGUGUUUGCCCUUUAGGCAUUUUAUGAUCAUAAUUGUAUGAUGAACUACCCAUAUAAAUUAAGACAGAACAAGAUUUGAACAUGCAUUUUAAUAAUUUCUUACUUAAAAUACAAAUAUAAUCGUCCCAGAUAAAGUUUGUUAACAUCCUGUUGGAAAUAAGGUUCUCUGAAGGCUUAAUAAUCAAACAUUAUACUAACUUUAAUUUUAAAAUGCUAUUAACAGUACCAAAACUCCAAAACAAACAGUUGAAGCGAUUUUUGGAGCACAGUGUGUAUCUUUUAAUUGUUUUUGUUUUAGUACCAGGUUUUAUAUAUUUUGAACUUUGUGUUGUGUUACCCUCUGUGGUAGAAAUAUGGAGUAUUUGUUAUAUUAUACAUUAUGUUUGUGCAACAUUUCUUUUAAUCAAUAUUAUUGGAAAUAUGAUAUAUGGUAUGUUUACCGAUACAAGUAUAAGAGGAAAAAUUUUGGAAAGUGAACACAAAGAAGACUGGACUAUGUGUACAAUAUGUGAGUGCCUACGACCUCCUCGUGCCUGGCACUGUGAUACCUGUGAUACAUGCAUUCUAAAAAGAGACCACCAUUGUACAUUUUUUGCUUGUUGCAUUGGUUAUUAUAAUCAUAGAUAUUUCAUGUUCUUUACACUAUACAUAUUCAUUGCUAUGGUGUAUUCAUUCUAUUAUAAUGUGAUAUUUUUGAGUAACUUUAUAAAAUGGAACCAUGGACUAAUCAUAGCUCAGUUUGUAUUUCCACUCGCUACUUUUGUGAUUGAUUUUGGAGAACAGACUUUAUAUGUAUUUUUAGUUGAGAUAAAUUUCAUUAUAGGUGCAUUUACAGGUUUUCUUUUUAUAUUUCAUUUUAAUAAUAUAUUGAAAGGUAAAAUAACUCCAGAAACAAAACCAAAUGUUAAAGGAGCCUCUUAUGACAAAGGGCUUAAACUCAAUCUAAUUGAAGUAUUUGGAUAUAGAUGGUACCUGUCAUGGAUUUCUCCCUUUAUUAAGAGCCCUUUACCUGGUAAUGGUGUUGAAUGGAUUGUUGAAGAUAAGCAUAAAUAGAUUUAAAAAAAAAUUGGGCAACAAAACACUAUUGUUAUGGCACAAAUUACACUUAAAAUAUUAGUAAAAUAUUUUCACUUUGUCUUACUUUUAUUAUUAUAAAUUAGUAUUGUAAGUAAUCUUAAGUAUUAACAAAAUAAUUAUAUUAUUAAUAUAUUUAUAAAUUGUACUUAAUUUAUUGGCAGUUAUUCAUGCCAAUAUUAAGACA
This is a messenger RNA of Vanessa tameamea, 1330 nucleotides long. Its product is annotated as probable palmitoyltransferase ZDHHC24. Gene Ontology annotation, molecular function: palmitoyltransferase activity. The transcript has 2 exons. The record is from RefSeq and is a predicted model, not a curated record. Bases 280 to 1122 code for a protein of 280 amino acids. Lineage: Eukaryota; Metazoa; Arthropoda; Insecta; Lepidoptera; Nymphalidae.